GGCCUACUCUGCAGAUUGGAUGGAUUUUGGAAUCACACUGAAAGCACGAGGAAAGUGGAAUCGUUUGGGAUUAAGUGUUUUGCCAAAGCGCGGCCAGUUAUCCCAGGAGAAAACCGAAUGGACGAAGUUGUAAGAGCUGGUGACCCGAAAUGUCAAAUCGGUGUUUUCCGACCGAGUUUCUUGUUGGAUGCAUCCAUCUUGACCGUCUUUGAUCGCAUCGAAAAAGCCUCUUGUGGUGGACAAAAUGGAAAACCUUCGGUUAGCGAAGAAAAUCUCCGCUUGCUGAACGAAACCUUUCCAGAUUAUCUGGAGCCAGCUCUGCAGUUGAUUGAUCACGAUGCGGUCAAAACGUAUGUAGGGCCGAAUGGACGUACAGUUUACCAGUUGAAAGAAGCGGCAGAUUCAAAAAUUUUUCUACUUUCCACGUUAGCCUUUUGCGGGUGUUGCGACUUCCAAGUAGCCGUUUUGGAACGCCGAUCUUUGCCUAUGUGCCGACAUAUUUUGGCAGCCGAAUUGACAAAGCGGCUUAAACCAGUGCACCCGAUUUCGGUUUCUGCACGUGAAAUCGUGGAUCUCGUCUCUUGCGCCUUAUUCUGAGUCGAAAACCACCGCCGGGCUUGAUGUGAAAAUGAUUAUGAUGUUUUAAUUAUCUUCGAAUAAUAUUGUUUGGUUUAGGUGGUAAUAAUGUGUCGCAUUUGGUUUCUGCGUGACAUGUCUAGUAACUGUUUUCGUAUUGUGGCAAAAUGUAGUUGAUAAAGACGGUCAGACAGAUUUGUACUGAAGAUUGUUUCUUCUUAC
Paramacrobiotus metropolitanus is the source of this 798-nucleotide messenger RNA. Its product is annotated as zinc finger SWIM domain-containing protein 7-like. The transcript has 7 exons. Gene Ontology annotation, cellular component: Shu complex. Gene Ontology annotation, molecular function: zinc ion binding. Gene Ontology annotation, biological process: double-strand break repair via homologous recombination. NCBI's taxonomy places the organism in Eukaryota, Metazoa, Tardigrada, Eutardigrada, Parachela, Macrobiotidae. The record is from RefSeq and is a predicted model, not a curated record. Bases 118 to 597 code for a protein of 159 amino acids.